Messenger RNA from Prunus armeniaca (apricot), 1539 nucleotides. NCBI's taxonomy places the organism in Eukaryota, Viridiplantae, Streptophyta, Magnoliopsida, Rosales, Rosaceae. The record is from the annotation of a GenBank genome assembly.
AUGAUGGCCCAGAUAAAUUUGGAAGAUUGGAAUGCGUCGCACGUGCAAAUCACCUCCCGAAACCCUAACCAGAAAUGGUCCCAGAAGCAAGGACCCACCGCCGAUCCCACCGCCACCGAACCUAAGAAACGACGUCGUGUGGGCUUCUCCCAUCCCGAUGUUGGAGUAGACGCCAAAGAUUGCAUCAAGAUUUACCUAGUUUCUAGCAAAGAGGAAGUGGGUGCUUCAAACAACUUUUGUUUAGAUGAUGUUGACUUGGAUAGAUUUUUUGAUGAGGGGAAGAUAUAUGGUUACAAAGGACUGAAGAUUACCAUAUGGGUUAGCAGUAUUUCAUUUCAUGCCUUUGCUGAUAUUGCAUUUGAGAGCACAACUGAUGGAGGCAAAGGGAUCACCGAUUUGAAAUCAACUCUUCAGGAAAUCUUUGGUUUGACCCUUGUUGAGAGUGAGGAGGAGUUCCUACAAAGUUUUUCAACACAGAGGAAUUUUAUUAGAUCCGUUGUCUCAAAUGGGGAGGUGUUGCAGUACAAGACCUCCAAUGGACAAAUAAAUGAUUCUAAUGCAGCCACUUCUGAUGUGGAGGUUGUGCGCUUGGUUGUGGGCAAGACAGCUGCUGGACACCUUUACAGUCACUUGAUUCCUCUUGUUCUUCUUCUUAUUGAUGGUAGCAGUCCAAUUGAUGUUGUGGAUCCAAGCUGGGAGUUGUAUGUCCUGAUCCAGAGGAAAACAGAUCAGCAGGGGGAAAUCUACAAUAUGUUGCUUGGUUUUACAGUUUUUACCAUUAUCCUGAUAGUUCUCGGUUGCGGAUUGGUCAGGUUUGCUCCUUGUAUAUAUCAGUUGCUAGUUAUGCAUACUCUAGAGAAACAGCUUGGUGCUUCCAUAUUGGUAUUGCCUCCUUAUCAACACAAGGGUUAUGGACGAUACCUUCUUGAGGUUCUCAAUGAUGGUGCAAUAUCUGAAAACGUCUAUGACCUCACAGUUGAAGAACCAUUGGAUUACUUUCAACAUGUACGCACUUGUGUUGAUGUACUGCGCCUUCAUAAGUUCGAUCCAAUCAAGCAUGCAGUCAGCUCAGCAGUUUCGCAACUAAAACAAGGAAAAUUGUCGAAGAAGACACACACUCCUCGACUCAUGCCAGACACUAGAGUCAUUGAGGAUGUCCGGAAAAGUUUGAAAAUCAACAAGAAACAGUUUCUUCAGUGUUGGGAGGUUUUCCUUUAUCUUGGCCUUGAUCAUGUGGACAGGUAUAUGGAUGAUUUUGUGGGAAUUAUUUCUAAUCGCAUGAAGGAAGAUCUUAUCGGAAAAGAUUCUGGGACUGGUGGGAAGCAAGUGAUUGAAGUUCCAAGCAAUUAUGAACCCGAGAUGUCAUUUGUGAUGUUCAGGUCACAAGCUGGUGAAGCUGCUAGUACUGUUCAGAUAGAUGAGAAUCAACCAAAUCAGGAGGAGCAACUCCAGCAGUUAGUUGAUGAGAGAGUGAAAGAGAUCAAAUCAAUAGCUGAGAAAGUGUCUGUGCAGCUCUCUAUCAUUGCUGAGGCAUCAUAA